Chanos chanos (milkfish) is the source of this 2745-nucleotide messenger RNA. Its product is annotated as UDP-glucuronosyltransferase 1-2-like. Bases 159 to 1697 code for a protein of 512 amino acids. The record is from RefSeq and is a predicted model, not a curated record. Gene Ontology annotation, molecular function: UDP-glycosyltransferase activity. NCBI's taxonomy places the organism in Eukaryota, Metazoa, Chordata, Actinopteri, Gonorynchiformes, Chanidae. The transcript has 3 exons.
CAGAUAUUUAAAUACUCUGUGUUUAAUUGCUGUCUGCCUUUCUACUGCUUUCAUCAGUAUCAUCACCAGAGGCACCUGUCUGGGGCAGUUCUUUCCUGUUGUCUCACAGGUUUUUUGAGAGUCUCAUUAACACUGACUUGGCCUAAGCUGUGUUUAAGAUGGCAUCCUACCUCACAGCAGUGCCAGUGUUGCUCCUCCUUGCUGCAGUCCCCAUAUGUGAAACUGGACGAGUGCUGGUCUUCCCAGUGGAUGGGAGUCACUGGCUGAACAUGCAGAUACUGGUGGAGGCCCUCCAUUCCAGAGGUCACAACAUCACAGUGUUGCGGUCCUCCACCAGCUGGUAUGUCAAAGAGCACUCACCCUUCUAUACCUCCAUCACCAUUCAGCAAAGGCACCAUGAAUCAAUUGAAAGCCAGGAAUUCAUGACCGCCUUCCUCAAAAGAUCCAUUGAGAUCCAGCGAAAUAAGGGUUCACCUUUUGCUUUCAUUGCAUUCUUCAAAAAUUUCUUUAACUGCAUGGAGCUAAAUCACAUGGCCAUAGGAAAUCUGGCGAACAAUAUAUUCGAGAACAAGACAGUGAUGCAGCAGCUCCAGGAGGCUCAGUAUGAUGUAGUCCUCACUGAUCCCAUAUUUCCACUUGGGGUGAUAUUGGCCCACUAUCUCAAGCUACCCCUUGUCUUAAAUGUGCGCUGGCUGCCCAUUGGAGAGGCCCACUUCGCCUUGGCACCCUCACCGCUUUCUUACAUUCCCCAAGUUCUGUCUCACUACUCUGACAAGAUGAGUUUUUGGCAGAGACUUGGGAAUGUGUUCUACCAGACUGUGUUCUCUUACAUGUAUAAAUUUAUUGUGUACCCACAAUACAGAGGUGUUCUAGAACGUUACUUUGGCCCUGAUGUGGAUUUGCUGACACUUAUCCAGGGUGCUGACAUAUGGCUCAUGCGUAUGGACUUUGUCUUUGAGUUCCCACGUCCAACCAUGCCUAAUGCCGUUUACAUGGGAGGCUUACAAUGCAGGAACCCAAAUCCUCUUCCCCCAGAGCUAACAGACUUUGUACAGAGCUCUGGAGAGCAUGGAAUAGUGAUCAUGUCUUUGGGGACUCUCCUUGGAGAGCUUGACCCUGAGACAUCUGAAAUCAUAGCUUCUGCUUUUGCCCGACUGCCCCAGAAGGUGAUUUGGAGGCACCUCGGAGAUCAACCCUCUACUCUGGGCAACAACACACUGCUGGUGAAAUGGCUUCCGCAGGCUGAUCUUCUAGGGCACCCGAAAACCAGAGCCUUUGUGACACACGGUGGCACAAACGGACUAUAUGAGGCCAUUUGCCACGGUGUACCAGUGUUAGGGCUUCCACUAAUCUUUGACCAGAUUGACAACAUGGUUCGCCUGGAGGCCAGAGGAGCAGCCAAGGCUCUAGAUGUGACAAAUUUGGAUGUGGAGUCUCUGACACAAGCUCUGAAUGAUAUCCUGGAUAACACACAGCCUUAUCGUGAAAAUAUGCAACGACUCUCACGGCUCCACCGUGACAGACCUAUCAAACCUCUAGACAAUGCAAUCUUCUGGAUAGAGUUUGUAAUUAGACAUAAGGGUGCAUCACACUUACGCACAGAGUCCUACAGAAUGCCCUGGUAUGAGUACCAUAACUUGGAUGUGAUUAUGUUCUUAUUAGUUUUAAUUGCUUUGAUGGUUUUCAGUGAUAAUUAAUAGCAAUGUUUGGAUGUGCUUGGUGACAGUCUUUGGUGAGAGUUCACUUGGGUUGUUGGGGGGAUAUGAGCACUGAUCUUGUUGCAUACUCAAUAAGUAGUAUAAUAUUGUCCAACAAUAAGUUAAUAAUGUUGUCUUUAUCUAAAGAAAAUAUUAGGUGGUGCUGGUGUGGAAUGGGAAAUCAUAUUAGUAACGAACAAGAAAUAUAGUUUCAUGAGGUUUCUUCACAUCAUAUAAAUUGAAAUGGAUGUUAGUUUAGCUUCUGAUAACCCAGUGCCUCUGAUAAACCAGAAUUUGAUAUCUCAAUGUGGUUUCAUGUUCUUGUUGGAAGUAUUGGCAGCUAUUAUACAAAAUCUGGAGGUAGAUUGUAGGUCUUCUUGGAAUUUUAUUUUGGUGAGUAUUAAUGUCACAGACAUAUCAAUACUCACCAUGUAAAAACCUUUAUCAUACAUCUAUCACAGGUCACUACAUACAGUAACAUCAUCCAUGCAUGUUACUAGUAUCAAAUAAGGCUGAACUUGAUACUGAAUACUGAAUGUCCUUCUCUGUACAGAUCUGUCUUUCUGUGUUUUUGAUAGUCUGCUGUCGGGUAUCUUAAUCUCAUAUUAGUAAGUCAUAGAUGCAGGGAUGCCCAGGUAAAAAUGUUUUUUUUUCUCAAUGGCACAUUUUUAAAAUAUGAACACGUCUGAUAUAUGUGAGCUGUGCAUUUAAAGCUAUUUAUCCACUGCUUAGCUGAUAAUAUGACAUAUACAUAACUAAUGUAAUGCAUUUGUUACAUUUAUAUUUGCUGAAUUUGUACAAUUAAGCUCGUAUUGUACUGUAUUUCUCAGCGAUUGACUGGAACUUUAUGGAUUUAUGCUUAUGGUAUACUGGAAGUGUAUGUGUUUUUACAUAAUUCGCUAAUUAUCAAUAAAGCUGACUUUUACUCUUAGGUUGGGACUGAAAUGGACUGAAAGGACUCCAACUGGGGCCCUCAAGUCAAUGAUGACACCUGCCCCUUGGUUCUUACCCAACAUGUCCUGUAGGUGGCAGAGGUAUUCUUUCUCAC